AUGAGUGGCUUCCUCGCCUCCCUGGACCCCCGGCGGGUACAGUGGGGGGCUUCCUGGUAUGCCAUGCACUCCAGGAUCCUGCGCACCAAACCGGUGGAGUCCAUGCUGGAGGGAACAGGGGGCACCACAGCACAUGGUACCAAGCUAGCCCAGGUGCUCACCACCGUGGACCUCAUCUCACUUGGCGUUGGCAGUUGCGUGGGCACAGGGAUGUACGUGGUUUCUGGCCUGGUGGCCAAGGAGAUGGCAGGACCUGGUGUCAUUGUGUCCUUCAUCAUUGCAGCUGUUGCAUCCAUAUUAUCAGGUGUUUGCUAUGCAGAGUUCGGAGUCCGUGUCCCGAAGACCACGGGGUCGGCCUACACCUACAGCUAUGUCACCGUGGGGGAGUUUGUGGCAUUUUUCAUCGGCUGGAACCUGAUCCUGGAAUACCUGAUUGGCACUGCGGCCGGUGCCAGUGCCCUGAGCAGCAUGUUUGACUCGCUGGCAAACCACACGUUCAGCCGCUGGAUGGUGAACAGCGUGGGGACCCUCAAUGGCCUGGGGAAAGGUGAGGAAUCCUACCCAGACCUUCUGGCUCUGGUGAUCGCGGUCAUCGUCACCAUCAUCGUCUCGCUGGGGGUGAAGAACUCUGUGGGCUUCAACAACGUGCUCAAUGUGCUGAACCUGGCGGUGUGGGUGUUCAUCAUGAUUGCAGGCCUCUUCUUCGUCAAUGGGAAGUACUGGGCUGAGGGCCAGUUCUUGCCCCACGGCUGGUCAGGGGUGCUGCAAGGGGCAGCCACAUGUUUCUAUGCUUUCAUUGGUUUUGACAUCAUCGCCACCACCGGAGAGGAAGCCAAAAAUCCCAACACGUCCAUCCCUUAUGCUAUCACCGCCUCCUUGGUCAUCUGCCUGACAGCAUAUGUAUCUGUGAGCAUGAUCUUAACUCUGAUGGUGCCAUAUUACGCCAUUGACACGGAAUCCCCGCUCAUGGAGAUGUUUGUGGUUCAUGGGUUCUAUGCUGCAAAAUUCAUUGUGGCCAUUGGGUCAGUUGCAGGACUGACGGUCAGCUUGCUGGGCUCCCUCUUCCCAAUGCCGAGGGUCAUUUAUGCCAUGGCUGGAGAUGGGCUCCUUUUCAGGUUCCUAGCUCAUGUGAGCUCCUACACAGAGACGCCAGUGGUGGCCUGCAUCGUGUCGGGGUUCCUGGCGGCUCUCCUCUCGCUACUGGUCAGCCUGAGAGAUCUGAUAGAGAUGAUGUCCAUUGGCACACUCCUUGCCUACACCUUGGUCUCUGUCUGUGUCUUGCUCCUUCGAUACCAACCAGAGAGUGACAUUGAUGGUUUUGUCAAGUUCUUGUCCGAAGAGCACACAAAGAAGAAGGAGGGCAUUCUGGCUGACAGUGAGAAGGAAGUAUGUUCUCCUGUGAGUGAAGGAGAAGAGUUUUCUGGCCCUGCCACCAACCCAUGUGGGGCCAAGAACUUACCAUCCUUGGGAGACAAUGAGAUGCUCAUAGGGAAAUCUGACAAGUCAACCUACAAUGUCAACCACCCCAACUACGGCACUGUGGACAUGACCACAGGCAUAGAAGCUGACGAAUCUGAAAACAUUUAUCUCAUCAAGUUAAAAAAGCUGAUCGGGCCCCGUUACUACACCAUGAGGAUCCGGUUGGGCCUUCCAGGCAAAAUGGACCGGCCCACAGCAGCUACGGGGCACACGGUGACCAUCUGCGUGCUCCUGCUCUUCAUCCUCAUGUUCAUCUUCUGCUCCUUCAUCAUCUUUGGUUCUGACUACAUCUCAGAGCAGAGCUGGUGGGCCAUCCUUCUGGUUGUUCUGAUGGUGCUGCUGAUUAGUGCCCUGGUGUUUGUGAUCCUGCAGCAGCCAGAGAACCCCAAGAAGCUGCCCUAUAUGGCCCCUUGCCUCCCCUUUGUGCCUGCCUUUGCCAUGCUGGUGAACAUCUAUCUCAUGCUAAAGCUCUCCACCAUCACAUGGAUCCGGUUUGCCGUCUGGUGCUUUGUGGGAAUGCUCAUUUAUUUUGGGUACGGCAUCUGGAACAGCACCCUGGAAAUCAGCGCCCGCGAGGAGGCCCUGCACCAAAGCACGUACCAGAGCUACGACGUGGACGACCCUUUCUCCGUGGAGGAGGGUUUCUCCUAUGCCACCGAGGGCGAGAGCCAGGAGAACUGGGGCGGGCCGUCCGAAGACAAAGGCUUCUAUUACCAACAGAUGUCAGAUGCCACGGCCAGCCCCCGGACAAGUAGCAAAGCGAAGAGCAAAAGCAAACACAAACAGAACUCGGAGGCCCUGAUUGCGAACGAUGAGUUAGAUUACUCGCCAGAGUAG
Messenger RNA from Myotis lucifugus (little brown bat), 2316 nucleotides. RefSeq names its product solute carrier family 7 member 14 (gene SLC7A14). The record is from RefSeq and is a predicted model, not a curated record. Lineage: Eukaryota; Metazoa; Chordata; Mammalia; Chiroptera; Vespertilionidae. Gene Ontology annotation, molecular function: amino acid transmembrane transporter activity. Gene Ontology annotation, biological process: amino acid transport; transmembrane transport. Gene Ontology annotation, cellular component: plasma membrane.